CCGCCUGCGAGCGCGGUCCGCUCCCCGACAGUCGGACGGACCCACGGACCGGCGGCCCAUCGGACAGACGGGGCAGCGCGAGGAGCGGGGACGCGGCGGGACAGCGACAUGGCCGGCCGCACGCAGCAGCCCAGCGGGCGCGGGAAGCCCGGCCCUGCGCCCUCGCCUUCCCCCGGCCCCGGCCCGGGCCCCGGCGCCUCGGAGCCGGUGACGCUCAAGAAGGAGAUCGGGCUGGUGAGCGCCUGCACCAUCAUCAUCGGGAACAUCAUAGGCUCCGGCAUCUUCAUCUCCCCCAAGGGCGUCCUGGAGCACUCCGGCUCUGUGGGCCUGGCCCUGUUCGUCUGGGUCCUGGGCGGGGGCGUCACCGCCCUGGGCUCCCUCUGCUACGCGGAGCUGGGCGUGGCCAUCCCCAAGUCCGGCGGGGACUAUGCCUACGUCACGGAGAUCUUCGGGGGCCUGGCCGGCUUCCUGCUGCUCUGGAGCGCAGUCCUCAUCAUGUACCCCACCAGCCUGGCGGUCAUCUCCAUGACCUUCUCCAACUACGUGCUGCAGCCCGUGUUCCCCAACUGCAUCCCCCCCACCGCAGCCUCGCGUGUGCUCUCCAUGGCCUGCCUGAUGCUGCUGACAUGGGUGAACAGCUCCAGCGUGCGCUGGGCCACACGCAUCCAGGACAUCUUCACCGGCGGGAAGCUGCUGGCCCUGUCGCUCAUCAUUGGCAUGGGCUUUGUCCAGAUCUUCCAAGGACACUUCGAGGAGCUGAGGCCCAGCAACGCCUUCCAUUUCUGGAUGACGCCCUCCGUGGGUCACCUGGCCCUGGCCUUCCUGCAGGGCUCCUUCGCCUUCAGCGGCUGGAACUUCCUCAACUACGUCACCGAGGAGCUAGUUGACCCUCGAAAGAACCUACCUCGAGCCAUCUUCAUCUCCAUCCCGCUGGUCACCUUCGUGUACACCUUCACCAACAUCGCCUACUUCACCGCCAUGUCCCCCCAGGAGCUGCUGGCCUCUAACGCGGUGGCCGUGACCUUCGGGGAGAAGCUGCUGGGCUAUUUUUCUUGGGUCAUGCCCGUCUCCGUGGCACUUUCCACUUUCGGAGGGAUCAAUGGCUACCUGUUCACCUCCUCCAGGCUGUGCUUCUCUGGAGCCCGAGAAGGGCACCUGCCCAGCCUCCUGGCCAUGAUCCACGUCAGACGCUGCACCCCUAUCCCUGCCCUCCUCGUCUGCCCUGCAGGGCUGACAGGAGGCAGGAGGGAGGCCAGCCCUCAGCUCGGUCCUCCCCCAGUACGGGGCCACGGCGGUUAUCUUGCUUGUGGGAGACACGUACACGCUCAUCAACUACGUGUCCUUCAUCAACUACCUCUGCUAUGGCGUCACCAUCCUGGGCCUGCUCGUGCUGCGCUGGAAGCGGCCGGCGCUCCACAGGCCCAUCAAGGUGAACCUCCUUGUCCCUGCCGCGUACUUGGUCUUCUGGGCUUUCCUGCUGGUCUUCAGCUUCAUCUCGGAGCCCAUGGUGUGCGGGGUCGGCGUCAUCAUCAUCCUCACCGGGGUGCCCAUCUUCUUCCUGGGAGUGUUCUGGAGAAGCAAACCAAAGUGUGUGCACAGACUCGCGGAGUCAAUGACACGCUUGGGGCAGGAGCUGUGUUUCGUGGUCUACCCCCAGGGCGCUCCCGAGGAGGAGGAGAACGGCCCCUGCCAGCCCUCCCCGCUGCUCUCCGCCGCGGACAAGCCCCUGAAGACACAGUGAGACACGCAUGGAGCCCGAAGCAGCUAUUUCUGUUUACAUGUUGUUUGUUGAGGAGGUGUUUUGCAAAAAAAAAAAAAAAAAAAAAAAAAAAUUUGUUUUUCCUGGGAAAGAAGUUCCCGCUCUUAGAGGCCUAUAAUAAGGAAGCCCUAAGAUGUGGACUAGGUCCCCUGCCAGCAUGGCCCUGCGGGCUUUUCCUGGAAAGAUCUGUGAGUAAAACAGGGCUGGCGGUGCACUUGUCUCAGGUGAGUCCCGAGUGGGCCUAA
Molecule: messenger RNA, 2004 nt
Organism: Pipistrellus kuhlii (Kuhl's pipistrelle)
Lineage: Eukaryota; Metazoa; Chordata; Mammalia; Chiroptera; Vespertilionidae
Gene: SLC7A10
Product: solute carrier family 7 member 10
Exons: 11
Coding region: 109-2004 (631 amino acids)
Biological process (GO): D-alanine transmembrane transport; D-serine transmembrane transport; amino acid transmembrane transport
Cellular component (GO): membrane
Molecular function (GO): neutral L-amino acid transmembrane transporter activity; L-amino acid transmembrane transporter activity
Source: RefSeq, a predicted model, not a curated record